AUAUUACACUUACCUGUACUUUUUCCUUCCUUUCCCCCUUCAGAAAAACACUUGCAUGGCUUAUUAUCAAUUUUUAAAGUGUUUUAUUCUCCCUUUUCUGUUAAUAUUUAUUAACCUCUGCUCAAGUCACUCAGCAAAGACACUAGAACUUUGGUUUUCCUGAGUAGGAAAACAUCAACUACCACACAUAUGAACUAGAUAGGAUUUUUAUCCUUGUGUAUGCCUAAUUAUCUUUGCAAGCAUUGCCCAUGUGAGAGAAAACAGCAAAAUUGCGAGAAGAUUCCAUGGGGACUUAGUAAAAAUACCCCAUCUUUAUGUUUUACAGGGUAUUAUAGACUUUUGUGUGAAGAUGUAUUUCCAAGGGACCUCAUCAACCUUACCUUGGCUUAGAAAUUCGGUAUGAAUUCAGCACCACAUAUCAAAAAUAAAGUGAGCAACUAUCCUACUUAAUUCAUUGUUUGAAAAAAUCGUCAGUUACCACCAUAGGAACCCCAGCCGACUGCUCUGUAGUUGGAGUCAUCCUGUGAUGCUGAUUCACAAUGUCAUGAAAUUUUAAAUGACAACACUGAGCUAAAUCGGGGAGCAACAAGCCUCAGCCAAAUUUAAAUUUAGAAACGCUGUUAGUUUACCGAGAGUAACCUUGUCCAUGUCAGAUCCUGGUGAUUGGAGAUUACAUGUGACCAGGUGUCCAUCUUUCUGCUCUGUUUAGAGAUAACCAAGCCCCACUGGCUUAAGAUUGGCAUUUCUGCUGCCCACCUCAGGAGUCUCAAAGGCCAGCUGACACCCUUGGAAAGGAGACAACCCACUUGCCAUAUUCUUGGAAGUCUCUCCUCCAUACAUAUAGAACUUUCUGGAUGAGCAUGAAGAUGUGAAGGUGUUCAAAAGGAGAAAAACUCCCAAGACAACCAGCAGGUGAGGUGAGGCCAUGGGACACCCACUAGCCAGAUAAUCUUCACUGGAGUAACUGAGAAGUGUCUGAAUGUAGGCCGUGGCAGUCCUGAAGGUUGAUGGAGGGCCAUGCUAUUCAAACAGCAGGUGUGGCUGAGACAGAAGCUCCUGGUGCUGGGAAGCCUUGCCGUUGGGAGCCUGCUGUAUCUAGUUGCCAGAGUUGGGAGCUUGGAUAGGCUCCAGCCCAUUUGCCCUGUUGAAAGCCGAUUUGGUGGCGCCCACAGUCAGGCUGAGUUCCCACUCCGGGCUCUACAGUUUAAGAGAGGUCUGCUGCAUGAGUUCCGGAAAGGCAACACUUCCAAGGAGCAGGUUCGCCUCCAUGACCUGGUACAGCAGCUCCCCAAAGCCAUUAUCAUUGGGGUGCGGAAAGGGGGCACCAGGGCCCUGCUAGAGAUGCUGAACCUCCAUCCUGCAGUGGUCAAAGCUUCUCAAGAGAUCCACUUCUUCGACAAUGAUGAGAACUAUGCUAAAGGCAUUGAGUGGUACAGGAAAAAGAUGCCUUUUUCCUACCCUCAGCAAAUCACAAUUGAAAAGAGCCCGGCCUAUUUCAUCACGGAAGAGGUUCCAGAAAGGAUUUACAAAAUGAACUCAUCUAUCAAGCUGUUGAUCAUUGUCAGGGAGCCGACCACACGAGCGAUUUCUGAUUACACUCAGGUGCUAGAGGGGAAGGAAAGGAAAAACAAAACAUACUAUAAGUUCGAAAAGCUAGCCAUAGACCCUAACACCUGCGAGGUGAACACAAAAUACAAAGCGGUUAGGACCAGCAUCUACACCAAACAUCUAGAGCGCUGGCUCAAGUAUUUUCCGAUUGAACAGUUCCACGUCGUGGACGGAGACCGCCUCAUCACCGAGCCUCUGCCUGAACUACAGCUCGUGGAGAAGUUCUUAAACCUUCCUCCGAGGAUAAGUCAGUACAAUUUAUAUUUCAAUGCUACCAGAGGGUUUUACUGUUUGCGAUUUAACAUUAUCUUUAAUAAGUGCCUGGCGGGCAGCAAGGGGCGCAUCCAUCCAGAGGUAGACCCCUCCGUCAUUACCAAAUUGCGCAAAUUCUUUCAUCCUUUUAAUCAAAAAUUUUACCAGAUCACUGGGAGGACAUUGAACUGGCCCUAAAAUAUCACAUUGUACAACACCAUGUGUUGUACCUGGAGACACAUGGCAUCUCCUCUCAAUUAAAAUACGCACUUUCCCAGACGCAGCUCCCCAGUUCAUUUCUCCAUGAAUACUUGUACAUAUGCAGUGUGUGACCAAAUAUAAGAUCAAUUCUUUUUAAUUUCUACUGAAACUUUACAAAAAAUAAAAUAAAUACUAAGUGGCUGCCUGCAUAGUUGCAUCUUUUAAGCUAUUGACAAAUGAGAAGAGGAGGUGGUGGGACUGGGGGAAAGUGACUUCAGAUAUUCUCAAGAGUUAGUCUUCCUUUGAUUCGGAACGUGUCACCCGCCGUUUUCAUAGGUUUAAGCCAAAAGAUGAAUGUGUGAAAAUGUACCAGUGGCUACAAAGCUUCAGGAAGUAGACGGUUCAGUUUUAUGGUUUUGCAUUUCUGUUUUGUUUUUGUUUUUGUUUUUGUUUUGUCCUAAGGUGAAGCUGGCUUUUUAAUCCAGAUACUGGAUUGGUGCCAUGAAAACAGAAUACACUAUUUUCUUUUUAUUUAAAAGACUGUCUUAUCUCAUAAAAUGGACGUUGUUCCAAAGUUCCUAUGGUGAUUUUGCACUCUUGUUUCCUUGUUUGGACCAUGGUAUCAUCUGUAGCAUGUCAAUCAUGUGCCGGCAAGUCCAGUCCUUUCACUUCCACGUGUAUGUCAGCAAAGAGAAAUGUCCUGUACAUACUGUAAAUGAUGUAAAUAUCAGUUUCACACUAAGUAAUUCUAUUUUGUAAACUGAAUAUGGCUAUUUAAUUUAUUGUGAAAAUUAAAUUUAUUGUGGUAUUUAAAAUGGAAUGGAUUAAAAUUACACUAUGUGCAACUUUUCUUAAAAACUCCUU
Peromyscus leucopus (white-footed mouse) is the source of this 2925-nucleotide messenger RNA. It is a transcript of the gene Hs3st5, whose product is annotated as heparan sulfate-glucosamine 3-sulfotransferase 5. The record is from RefSeq and is a predicted model, not a curated record. Gene Ontology annotation, molecular function: [heparan sulfate]-glucosamine 3-sulfotransferase activity. Bases 1018 to 2058 code for a protein of 346 amino acids. The transcript is spliced from 4 exons. NCBI's taxonomy places the organism in Eukaryota, Metazoa, Chordata, Mammalia, Rodentia, Cricetidae.